This is a messenger RNA of Colletotrichum gloeosporioides, 1215 nucleotides long. RefSeq lists its product as uncharacterized. The record is from RefSeq and is a predicted model, not a curated record. Bases 1 to 1215 code for a protein of 404 amino acids. NCBI's taxonomy places the organism in Eukaryota, Fungi, Ascomycota, Sordariomycetes, Glomerellales, Glomerellaceae. The transcript is spliced from 2 exons. Gene Ontology annotation, molecular function: protein binding.
AUGGAUGAUUUAUUCCAGUUACUGGAUAAGACAGAGCUGAAUUGGGGCGCGUUCAAGAGAUGGAGAGAUCUAGCACGCUUCGCAGCGACAUCUAAGACGCUCUAUUCGAUGGUGACCCCGAUAUUGUAUCGAUAUGAUACAAAGUACGGCUACUCCUCUGCGUUGAUGAUAUCUGCAAGGAAGGGCGUGCUUAGUGGGGUUAUCAGGUCUCUGGAGUACGGAAAGGCCGACCCGAACACGGAGGAUCACACCCAGUUCUUCCACUGGGCUCGGGUACACGGAAUAUCUCGAAAACUCCCUCCAGUCCCAACUUUGAGGAAAUGGCUCUUGCCCUCCCUUACUGGCUUGCACCUUGCAUGCCUCUAUGGUCAUCCCGAAAUUGUCGACGCACUUUUGAAUCACCAAGUCGAUAUCAACAAAAGGGCCCACGCGUGGUGUACGAGAGUUACAAAUGGAAGUUCCCAUUUAUUUUGCCGUUUUGCUCCGUUUGCAGUCACAAAUUGGGAAGAUUCCAUCUGCACAAAUGUUGCUGGUCCGGUAAGGAGAUAUCUACACGCGAACCGUGACCUCUUUGUAUAUGCUAACGGCUAUGAAGAACACAGGGAUCGUGACCCCAUGGAAGAUCCUAAGGGUAUCCCGGAUGAUGCUAAGGCUGUCAAGAAAAGUUUCAAUCAAAGGGAUAUCGGCACGGUAAUACGCCUUUGCGAAGCUGGAUGCAGCCUCAUCACAAGGCAGUACGAAAAUGUCCAUGCCUUACAUCAAGCAUGCGCUCAUGGUCUCAUCAAUAUAGCAGAAUACCUGAUCCGAGGUUUGCACGUUGACGCCAAUGUCAGGGAUAGCAAGGGACUCACUCCGUUGCACUACAUGGCUAUACCUACUAACGUGAAUGGGUUCUUUGAUCAAGGGCUCGACGUCAAUCGACUUGAGAGAACAUUUUAUCUCCUACUUAUUUCCGGCGCAGACGUCAACGCCAAAACAGACUCGGGUGUUCGACCCAUUCAAAUGGCGUUGGAAUCACCUAACGGCUUAGAUUUGGCACAUUUGCUGCUGUGGAAUGGAUGCAAAUGGGGGCGCGAAUACGAGACUAUCUUGAACGGGAAUCAACGCGCAUAUGACGAAGAGAAACGAGAGGUCAGGAGGGUGCUUAGAUAUAUCAGGAUCAACGGUCCAGUCAAAGGGUAUAGAUUUUUGGCCGAUGGAGGGCAAGACUUUUGA